ACGGUUCGGGAAUACUUUCAACGGUUCUGAGAAGACACAUCAAAACUCCACAUCAGCUCCUUGUAGAAUCAGCGAUUUUAGUGAUCAACUGAACUAUGGACUACGAAGAAGAUCUCCUAACUAUCCCCAUUAACCCCAACAAUUUCCCCGCGAAGUUAUGGCGUUUAGUCAACUGCCCCAAAACUCGUUCCAUUAGAUGGGAUGGUUGUGGGCAAGGUGUGAUGAUAGAUCAGCAGCUCUUUGAAGCAGAGUUGCUGUCCCCGAUGAAACCCAACGGCGAGGCGUCUGACCUUUUUAAAACGACAAACUUCACCAGUUUUAUUCGUCAACUGAAUCUUUAUGGGUUCAGGAAAGUGGUGCUCGCGCCAGGUAACGCCGAGCAGCCUGAAGAUAAGGAGUUUGCCAUGAUGGAGGGAGUUCAACACCACUUCCACAACCCGAAUUUUAAAAAGGAUCACCCAGAACUAUUAGUGAAUCUCAAGCGAUUAACGAGCACAAAUAAAGCAAAACUGGAAGCAGGACUGGAAGUGAACUGCAGACCACCAAGUCGCUUCAGAAGGCAGAUGGGGAAUUCUCCUGAGGACAAUGACAGGAGGUUCGAAAAGCAAGGGGCAAUCUAUCCCGGACCAGUCCACCGUGGGGUAUCUCGAGAUAAAGUUGCGCACCCUUACCAUCGCGGCUUAGGUCAACCCAAGGAGUACGACAGAACUCCUAUUCCUGCCCGCGGCUGGUUGAUGGGUCAUGGCGAUGCCUCUUCUCCCACUACAUUUUACACCGAUAAAGGGGUACCCGUGUCAGUCAUACGCCGCUUCAUGAUGGACCCAGCACAGUCCAGCCCCACCACCGUGCAUGUCCAACAAGGAGCCCCAAGCGUGUCCAUCAAUGGGCAAAAGCUGAACGCCUUCCACCCUCACCAUCCUCAGUAUCGGCCUGGAUUUUAUUCUGCAGGUAAGCCAGUUUGUCAGUGCUGCACUCCAGGAAACAUGGACAAUGAAAUGAAUUCUGGUGUUCAUCAGGCACCCGCAUUUCCCCACUAUAGCUACUACCAGCCAAAUUACCAAGUGGGCUUCCUACAUCCGGGUGGUAACCAGAACCAAGAGUGGCAGAACGCGCAGGAGUCACAGGACACAAAGAAGACCGAGGUCAACCUGGACACGGUCUUCCAAAUCGUUGACGAACUUCAGGCCUCCCCGAAGGUCCGUAUGGUGAAGCUGGAGACGCCGGAGAAGGAUUAUGAUCCGUCCGAGGAGCCUCAUCACGAGGCCACAGUCCACAGUGUGUCUGACCAAGGCUCUUCUCAGUGCGAUGCCAGUGGCCCUGUCAACAACGCGGGCGCGCCCAUAGCCAUGGAUUCCACCACGAUGACACCCUACGGCCCUGUCCCCGUGGGCGGCAUCAUCAUCUCCGUGCCAGGCAACGUGUCAUCGGGCAUUGCCAUCACUGUGAAUGGCAACACCACCAACCUGACCGAGGCUGCAUCUGGGGGAAGCGGUGAGCACAGGCUUGCCCUGCCAGGACCAGCACCAGCAGAGUACCCAUCUACCAGUGCCAGCCAGAUGAACCAGAACUGCGAGGCUGUGCAGAGUGUCGAGCCCCAUGACAGUGCUGCUGACAAUGAGGUGGUCGCCACCAUUAACUUCAGCGAUCUCGCCACUACGUCCCAAGAGGAAGAGAACUGCAGGAAGCACACCAAGUCACCUGAUCUGAACAUGUUGGUGGAAGUGGCAUGCAACCAGGACUCCUGAGGAACCGCCUCUCUUGCCACGGCUGACAUUGAAUCCCAACCUGCUGUCCAUAGUUGCUGCAGUUCUGCACGUUUUCUCAGGUUCCUGUGUUAUAAAUUCAAACGCCAGUUCAGAGAACAUGUCUAAUGACAUAGAGUAUAUCUGCUAUGGAGACUAUGAUUUGUUAUUUAAGUUUGUUGUUAUGGAUGAUGUUAUGUUAUUUAUUCUUAUUUAUACAUUUUUUGUAGUCAAUGCAUCUUUAUAUAGUUACUGUCAACAGUUUUACCAGACACUAAUAGUAAUAUAACUAAACCACAGUAGCCUGUGUUUUUACCCCAAGUAAAUCUGCCUUAUGAAAAAAAACAUUAAAAAAACAUAAGCAACAGUAAUUUUUAAUUUAAUUUAAUCCUCUUUGACAUAAUUUAUAGACAAUGAAGGCUUGCCUUCUGUAAACUGUAUUAUUUUCUAUUGUUUUAAAGCACUGAAAAUAUAUGUUUAUUCGGGCA
Engraulis encrasicolus (European anchovy) is the source of this 2230-nucleotide messenger RNA. It is a transcript of the gene hsf5, whose product is annotated as heat shock transcription factor family member 5. Lineage: Eukaryota; Metazoa; Chordata; Actinopteri; Clupeiformes; Engraulidae. Bases 96 to 1745 code for a protein of 549 amino acids. Gene Ontology annotation, biological process: regulation of DNA-templated transcription. Gene Ontology annotation, molecular function: sequence-specific DNA binding; DNA-binding transcription factor activity. The record is from RefSeq and is a predicted model, not a curated record. The transcript has 7 exons.